AUGAAGAUUAAGCCUGAUAUCAUGAGACCUGUGACACACCUGUUGAAGCUGACGGACUGCAGCGCAGGUGCAGGGGCCCUGGGCGAGUUGACCGUGGGGGUCAUCGGCGGAGGUCACCUGGGCAAGCGUCUGGCUCGAGCGCUGCAGGAGGGCAGUGGCAUCACGCCUGCGAACAUCAGAGUUUCCUCCAGAAGACCCGAGACACUCCAGGAACUCUCUCUGAUGGAGAUAGAAUGUUUCUAUGACAACCAGCGGCUAGCUUCCUGGGCGGACGUGCUGUUCCUGUGCUGCCUGCCGUGCCACCUGUCACAGGUGUGUGAUGACAUCAGAGCACACCUGCCUCGUCACUGCGUUGUGUACAGCUUCGUCUCUAAUGCUCCUGUGAAGAGGUUGUCUCAGCUGCUUGGCCACACCUCCAUCCUCAGACCAGCCUAUCAGCUUGUGCCGGGUGAUGCUGAAUGGCAGGGCCCGCCUUCUGUGAUGGCUGCUCUUAAGGAUGUGGAGGCAAUUGCAGCUUCCUGUCCCUUAUCCAUGAGCUGUGGGGUGCGUCUGGGAACUGGAUGGCUGCCAGCAGUACUGUACUCCCUGCUGAACAUGUGCAGUUCUGUGCUGCCACCAGAGGGGGCACUACAGCUCCUCAACCAGGUCCUAGGGCACCAGUCUGAUUCCGACCUGUCAAUCCAGCCUUUCAUCAGCCAAUCAUGUGCCUCCACUCUGUCCCCUCCCAGACCCCUUCCCUGGAUCAGUUUGAUCGAUGUACAGUCCAGGGACACUCCGUUGUCAUGGCACCUGAGUAGCAGCUCUGGUCUAAGGAAGCACCUGUUAAGCGUUUAUCUCACAACCCUAACACCAGAGGGCGAUAAGGAGCAGGAAAUCAGCUGCCAGUGAAAUCAACAUCAACUGAAGUGGUUUGCUGUUGAAUACAUUAAAUUCAAGA
Molecule: messenger RNA, 937 nt
Organism: Sardina pilchardus (European sardine)
Lineage: Eukaryota; Metazoa; Chordata; Actinopteri; Clupeiformes; Clupeidae
Gene: noxred1
Product: NADP-dependent oxidoreductase domain containing 1
Exons: 6
Coding region: 1-888 (295 amino acids)
Biological process (GO): L-proline biosynthetic process
Molecular function (GO): pyrroline-5-carboxylate reductase activity
Source: RefSeq, a predicted model, not a curated record